GAGCCGUGAUUGCAAUGAAAUAAACAAUCACGAGUAUAAGAGCCGUUAUUUGCAGUGAUAGAAGACAAUCGUGACAUCAACACAAUUACAAUAGUUUAAUGAUUGUUUUGCAGCUAUGUUCAAUCAUUUGUUUAACAACGCAUACAUGAAGCGCACAGUGGCCGCUGUCGCUCUCCUGCUACUCGUCUACUGCGUCAUUGAGACCAAUCGAGUUGUACAGGAAUCUUCCAUCUCCACCAACCUCGCCGAUGUGGAAAAUGCCAGGUUCCUGCCGCCAGCCCCACAUAAACUUGUUGUUGCCAACCAGUUGCUGAAUUUGAUCCUCAACGUCACGGGGAUAAACAACACAAAUGUCGUCAAAUUAAUGAAAGAAACUUUAACUGAAACUGAAGAAGACUUGACGGAGAACCUGGUCAUUCUUAAGGAAUUCGCAGAAAAAUACGCAUGCGCAACCUGCGUCGACUCCCGCCCGUUACCGAAGACCGCGGUCGACAUUCGCGUACGUCUUGCAAGCACGGGCACGUGGCACGGAGUACCGGCGCCCGUUAUGACGUUCCGACCACUCGGGAGGCUCGGUAACCUCAUGGGUGAAUACGCAUCGCUGUACGCAUUGAAGAAUUACAGCGUAACGAGUUUCCUGAUGCCAUCACUGCACAAAGACGUCAAGGACGUGUUCAAGAGACUGUCCAUACCUUACCUGAACAAAUGUAUUAACACGGAAGGAUAUGCCCAAGCCUGUCCUCCUUGCAGUGGCAUACUGUGCAGGAUUGGGAUGACUUCCAAGAAAUUGGGUAUCCCUGUGCCCAGCAUGUUUGAAGACAAAGACUGGAUCUCAAUCGGCGGUGACUUCGGCUGGGUUGAGUACAGCUACCAGGCGCAGCAACUUGCUGCCGCUGGCUUACUGGGGCCUCAUGCUUUUAUAAUGGAAGAUUAUCCUCUAGAAAUAACUUCCUUCGCUGCGUACCGAGAUGAACUUCGUAAAGAAUUUGAAUUUCUUGAUGAAAUUCAGAAAAAGGUCUAUGACCGCCUCGCAGCAGUCGCCGCCAGCGCUACGAAGGAAGAUCCGUCUAAACCUUUGGUCUUCGUGGGCGUUCACGUCAGACUCACUGAUUACCCGCACCACAUGUCCAUAUUAUUCUCCGUGGACGAUCUGGACAAGUCCUACGAAGGAUAUCUUCGUCGGGCGUUCACAUUUUUUACGGAUAAGUUCGACAACGUCGUUUUUGUCGUCGCGUCGGAUGACGUCGUCGCCACCGCUAACAUGACGAAAAAACUUGCUUUUCCGAACACUUUUGUGUCGCAAGGUGAGACGGAAGUCGCAUGA
Messenger RNA from Hyalella azteca, 1324 nucleotides. RefSeq names its product galactoside alpha-(1,2)-fucosyltransferase 2. Bases 116 to 1324 code for a protein of 402 amino acids. Gene Ontology annotation, molecular function: galactoside 2-alpha-L-fucosyltransferase activity. Gene Ontology annotation, biological process: carbohydrate metabolic process. Gene Ontology annotation, cellular component: membrane. NCBI's taxonomy places the organism in Eukaryota, Metazoa, Arthropoda, Malacostraca, Amphipoda, Hyalellidae. The transcript has 8 exons. The record is from RefSeq and is a predicted model, not a curated record.